AUGUUCGACAUGAGUUCAUGUACUGAUAUAACAUGUGAUGAUGCAAUUAAAGAAUUAUAUGAAUUUGAAAUAACAAAACAAAAUAAACGACGAUUAGAUAAUGUUCGUGAUGAAUUAAAUACUGUUAUAGCAACAUUUGCACUAAUUGUUGAAAAAACAAAACUAUUGAGAAUUGGACGCGAACAAAAUUCGAUUGAACAAGCAAAAAGAUUUCUUGAUGUACCAAAUAGUUCAAUUGAUGAAAUACAAAAUAUUUUUGAACAAGUUAAUCAAGUCAUUUCAUCAACUAGUUCAGGUAAAAACUAAAUUAUAAAAUCGUUCGUUUUGUGUUUAUUGGUUCUUUUUUUUUUUGUUUUAAUUUUAAAAAUGAUGGUAAAAGUCGAACCUGU
Molecule: messenger RNA, 389 nt
Organism: Rotaria sp. Silwood1
Lineage: Eukaryota; Metazoa; Rotifera; Eurotatoria; Philodinida; Philodinidae
Source: the annotation of a GenBank genome assembly